Messenger RNA from Mercurialis annua (annual mercury), 3400 nucleotides. RefSeq names its product protein BREAST CANCER SUSCEPTIBILITY 1 homolog. Gene Ontology annotation, cellular component: BRCA1-BARD1 complex; BRCA1-A complex; plasma membrane. The record is from RefSeq and is a predicted model, not a curated record. Bases 200 to 3298 code for a protein of 1032 amino acids. Gene Ontology annotation, biological process: negative regulation of fatty acid biosynthetic process; double-strand break repair via homologous recombination; positive regulation of transcription by RNA polymerase II. The transcript has 14 exons. Gene Ontology annotation, molecular function: ubiquitin-protein transferase activity. Lineage: Eukaryota; Viridiplantae; Streptophyta; Magnoliopsida; Malpighiales; Euphorbiaceae.
CUCUAAAAUCUCAGACAAAUUAAAAACCCGCCAAAUAACCCGACGACAUACAUUUUUGGCGGGUCAAUAAAAAUUCAAAAAAUAGAACCAAAUAAAUAAAAAUUAAAAUCCACUGUAUUCAUUCUUCUCUAUUGCUCUGUAUUCAAUCAGAAAUUCAAAGAAAUUUCAAUUUAUUCUAAGCUUUAUAUAAAAUUAAAAAAUGGCAGAUCCAACUCAUCUGGAGAAAAUGGGCAGAGAGCUCAAAUGCUCCAUCUGCUUGAGUUUACUUAAUUCUGCUGUCUCACUUACAUGUAAUCAUGCAUUUUGCAAUUCUUGUAUCGUUAAAUCGAUGAAAUCAGGUUCGAAUUGUCCGGUGUGUAAAGUUCCGUAUCAGCGUAGAGAGGUUCGAGCUGCUCCGCACAUGGAUAACUUAGUAAGCAUUUACAAAAGUAUGGAAGCUGCUUCAGGAUUCCAGAUUUUUGUUACUCAGAAUCCACCAUCUACUAAAUUAUUUGAUGAAGGGAAACAAGUGGAAUGUGAAACCGGGGCAGGUCAGGACAAAGCGGAGAGUCAAAGAAUGUCCAAUGGAAAAGCAUCAAGAAAAAAAAAUAAAGCCAGCAUGGAGGUUUCUGAUGACAGUGCUGCAAAACCUUCCUUCCCAGCUAAGAAAAGAGUUCAAGUGCCUCAAUGUCUGCCUGAAGAAACCCCAACACGGCCUAAGAAGUUAGAAAUCAAAUCAACUGAAAACAGCAAGUAUGGGUUUAAGAAUAGUUCACGGCCCCAAAAGGAGAAUGCUGGUCCCAAUGGAAACAGUGAACCUGUGCUUUCUCCAUUCUUCUGGUUGAGAGAUGAUGAAGACAUAGAGAAGUUAAGUCAGCGUUCUGCAGGCAGUCAAUUUUUGGACAUAACACCUCCUCAUGUUCCUGCAUUUAGUGAUAUUAAGGACUCAGAUGAUGAAUGUCCCUCUCAAUUAUUCCCAGCUGAGGAAGUGCGUGGUAAAUCAAAUGAUGCAGAUCUUUUUGACAGUGAAAUGUUUGAAUGGACACAACAAGCUUGUUCCCCAGAACUUUAUUCAACUCCUGCGAGUUCGACUAAGAUGCAGGAUGAUAAUGCUGUUGGCAUAGAAGAAAAUCAAGAAAGCAGACGAGAUGCACCAUUACAGAAUUCAAAUGCAAAUGAACAGGGUAUCAAAAAGGUCAGAUGCUUGAAUUCUGAACAUAGAAUGACCACUUCAGACGAGGAAUUGUAUACAUCAUCUAUUCAGAGAGCCAAAGGUACUAAAAAUGAAACUAGGAACGAUAAGUUCAACAAGAGAGGUCGGACUGUCAGAAAAGCUGCGCUGAAGAAGUGUGCUAAGAGAGAUGCAGAACAUGAUCUUCAGGCUCCUUAUAAUUCAAAGGAAAAAUCCGAAAAAAGCAUACAAAAUGAAGCACGCGAAAAUAGGGGCCCCUCUUUAAGCUUCAAGAAAUCUAAGAGAGGAAAGAAGACUGUACGUGGUACCUCUGCAACUCAACAUGAACCUGUUCUUUCUUCUUCUCUUAGAGGAGAAUCACUGAACCCCUGUGACCAAAUGCUUGAUGUCGAGUUGUCUUCUUCUUUAGGUAAGAAAGUAUGUGAUGCAAAAUAUCCUAAAAGGAAUACUGGAAAAAUGUGUGAUAAGGCCACUACUUCUGAUGGGACAAGUUGCUCUUUGAGGUCAAAGAAAAGAAAAGUAGAAUCUUUUAUCAAUAAUAUUGAAGAAAUUGAGACAAUUCGAAACCAACAGGGUGAAGAUGCAAGCAUUUCUAAGGUUGAUGGUAAGAACACCUUAGAUACCAACAAAAAAAGACAGAUACACAGAAAAGAAUUUAACCCUAUAUUGAGGUUAGACAGCAAUAAAAAAGUAAGAGAGAAAAAGAUGAAAGUUUCCUUCCUUGGUAUCUCAGAAGAUGGAGUGCAGAAUGACCAUCAGGAGGGUAAGAAUAACAUUUCUGCAAAGGAAACUCAACUCCUUGAAAGGGUUACUGAUGUCUUUACAAAUAAAGCUCAAUCCAAUGAAGAGGUUCAGAUCCGUCCUGGUUCAGGAAUUGUUAAUCAUUCAGUAAUGCUAAAGAAACUUGAUCAAGCAAAUGGAGUGGUGUUGCAAAGUUGCCAAACCCUUCCUCAAAAAGUUCAAUGUGCUUUCUGUCUUUCUUCAGAUGAUUCAAAGGCCUCGGGAGAGAUGGUCCACUUCUGCAAUGGCAAGCCUGUAGCUGCCAGUUAUGAAGGGGGAUUAAAGGUCAUACACUCUCAUAGAAGUUGCGCUGAGUGGGCACCUAACGUUUAUUUUGAGGGUGAUACUGCAAUUAAUCUCGAAGCUGAGUUAACUAGAAGUAAGAGAAUAAGGUGUGGCUGCUGUGGACUCAAAGGUGCUGCUCUUGGAUGUUAUGAGAAGAGCUGUCAUAAGAGUUUCCAUGUCACAUGUGCAAAGAUGACUCCUCAAUGUCGAUGGGAUACUGAAAACUUUGUUAUGUUAUGCCCUCUUCAUGCUUCUUCUAAACUGCCUAUAGAAGACUCCGCAACUACAAAGAGAAUAAGAAAGAAAUGUGUUCCAAAAAGACAAAAAUCCAAUCAGAGCAAUCAAAAACAAGAUGUCAGUACUUGUUCAAGUUGGAAUUCAAGUGAGACGGCUUAUAAGUUGGUUAUUUGUUGUUCUGCUCUAACCAUUGAGGAAAAGGGAAUUGUUUCCGAAUUUCAGAGAUUAUCUGGAUUGACAGUGUUAAAAAAUUGGGAUACAAGUGUUACCCAUGUCAUUGCAUCAACAGAUGAAAAUGGAGCAUGCAGAAGAACCCUCAAGAUUUUGAUGGGUAUUUUGGAGGGGAAGUGGAUACUUAAUAUCGAGUGGGUUAAGGCUUGUAUGAAGGCCACAAAGCCUGUUCUAGAGGAUCCAUUUGAAAUUCUCGUUGAUAUUCAUGGGAUGAGGGACGGUCCACAACUUGGAAGGCUAAGAAUCUUGAACAAGCAACCAAAAAUAUUUGAGGGGUUAAAAUUCUACUUUAUUGGAGAUUUUGUAGCUUCUUACAAGGGCUAUAUUCAAGAUCUUAUAGUUGCUGGUGGAGGAACUAUUUUGCAUAGAAAACCCCUUCCUGGAGCCGAAGCAGACAGAUCACCUUCUACCUUCAUAAUAUACAGCAUUGAGCUACCUGAUAAAUGUGAUACCAAAAACAAAGGUAUGGUUAUUUUAAAUCAAAGACGGGCAGACGCUGAAGCUAUGGCAAGUGCAACUGGAGCCAAAGCUGUAAACAAUUCUUGGAUUUUGAACUCCAUUGCAGCUUGCAGAUUACAGAAUUUCACAGAAUAAUGUUGUUUAAUCAGGCUAUCUAUUACUAGGAUGUUCUUAAUUUAAUUUUUGUUAAAAUGUACAUACUUUUCUGCAUUAAACAAACAAAAAACUUGGUGAUCA